GUACCCAUUUUGGUACCAGGUGGAAUUGCGCUAUUUUUGAUUAUGGGUUUACGGGAGGGCGACUCUGCGAGUCGUAAUUGGCGGUCCAAAAGCAAUCAUCGUUGUUGUUUCAACUCACGGUUCAGGAAUAAGGAAACCAGAUAUGCGACUGACUCUGUCUUCUCUUCAUCGUCUUCAUCAAUCAGUCAGCGUAAGCGUUCCAGUACAUCUGAGAAGGCCUCUUCCGGUUAUGGAUGUUCUAACCCUAAAAAACCUCGCAUUCCAGCACGUAGCAAAAGGCGGAAGCAUAGUUCCCAUGUAUCACUUCCUAAUUGCAAUCACACAACGGGUACCUGUAAGGCAAAACGUAUCUCUGGUGAUGAGGGCCGUCCUCGGGACCAUUCUAGCAGCUCCUCUCGCAGUGGUGUCACUCGUAGUCACGUUGCCAAACAUCCUGACCACCCAACUAAGCGAGAACGUCAGCGUAGUUCAAGCAUCGACGGACAUUCAAGGCAUCGUCAGUUACGUAAUGGGCGACUUCCUGGUUCUCCGAGGCUUCCUGACAAAGAUAACAAGCAGGUAGCUCGUCGGAAGAGAGAAGAGAAACGUCGCGAUGAGAAGGCACGAAGAAAAGUUAGCCAUGAGCGACACAAACGCAAGCCAUCUGCUAUUGUACCAGUCGGUGAGGUUAUCAAGCGACGUUUUCGUGUGGAGAAGAUACUAGGAGAGGGUAGCUACGGGCAAGUUUUUGAAUGUUUUGACUUAUACACAAAUUCCUUGACGGCUGUAAAGGCUCUUAAACCUCAGAGUGAUUACAUUGAUGCUGCUCGUCAUGAGCUUGAAGUCUUAGAAUCAAUUGCAAGACUAGAUGCAAAGAAUCGGUCUCACUGCAUAUCAUCAAUAGACUUUUUCGAGUGGCAUGAUCACUUUUAUAUUGUUUUUCCUCUGCUUGGUCCAAGUGUUUUCACGUUUCUUGAGGAAAAUGGUUAUGAGCCCUAUCCUAUUGAACAAUGUGCAAUAAUUACCCGACAAAUUUGUGAAGCUGUUGCAUUUUUGCAUCGAAAUAAGCUUACACAUACAGAUCUCAAACCUGAAAAUAUUUUGUUUGUUGAUGGUAGUUACGACGAAGUAUUUGAUAAUCAUCGUGGCAAAACUGUUCGGAGAAUACGUCAUCCAUAUAUAAAAGUUAUAGAUUUUGGGUCAGCUACCUUCGACAAUGACCACCACUCAACCACUAUUCAAACUCGGCAUUAUCGUGCACCUGAAGUCGUGAUGGAGCUUGGCUGGAGUCGGUCGGCCGACGUGUGGUCUGUAGGAUGUAUUCUGUUUGAACUUGUAACGGGACGGUGCCUUUUUAUGACACAUGAUAAUCUGGAACACCUAGCUAUGAUGGAACGUGUGCUAGGAACGCUUCCUAAGUGUAUGACAAAAGCAUCUCGUCGACGAAGAUAUUUCCGCCAUGGUCGGUUAGAUUGGUCACCCACUUCAUCUGAGUCUCGUUAUGUCAGGAGAGCAUUAAAGCCUUUGGGAGAAUACUGGUUUUCUAGUUUCGAUCGUUACAAACGCCUAGCUUUUGAUCUUGUUAAAGAAAUGCUUAUGUACAUUCCGACUGAACGAAUUACCUGUUCAAAAGCCUUAGAACAUCCUUUUAUUCUUUCAUUUCACAUUUGAAAUAACUUAUCACCCCUGUACAAUAUGCCCCCCUGAUCAUUAUUAUUGUUAUUAUUAUAAUUAUUUUGAGACUUAUUUUUUUAUGAUGUGUUGCCAGUAUAACUAAUUGCAAUAACCCAUUCAGGUUUUCGAAAACUUUUCUGUAAACAAGCACUGAAUGAAUAAAGUAAUCGGGUUAUAAGCCAAAAAGACCGUACUAUUAUUAGUUAUUUUCAUUAAUGAGAUGACCGACUAUCAUUCUUCAGUUUAAGCCUUCGACGAUGACGAUGACGGCAAAAUAAAUUUUGCAUAUUCUCCAGUAGCGUGGUAUUAUUAUUGGCAAUAUUUAUUCGCAGUAUCUUCAUCGCUUUUUUCACUCUGAAAAAUUAAGCUUAUUUGUGAAAACUUACUUUUUAAUUCUGGGUUGCACAAAUUUGACAUUCAUUACACCUGGAGAAUUCCUCAGUUCCAGUGCUCUUUCUAUUACUCCUAGUGGAAGUCCAAUAUUCUUGGCUAUUGCAAUUGCUUCGCUCUCUGAGGUUAUGCCGUUAGUAACUUUGUACAGACAUAGCAAUUUCCCUUCAUGAGUUGUCGUCUUCAUUGUCUUAAUGUGGUAAGAAGUCAGUUUUAUUUAAUCGUAGCGACUUACCAAGUACUGUACUCGUGGUCCAGACACUUGAAAGUGUUUCAAAAUUCCAUAGUUGUGGGUGGCUAUGACAGCAAACGGACAUUCUCCAAGGUUUAGGAGGAAUUCAACUAUGGCUGUUGUAAGUGCAUUAAGUUCCAACUAAAACACGGUUUAAAAGUAAUUAAGCAAGAUACUAAUCACGCAGAAUACCUUGUCAAUUACACUAGCGAACUCAUCCAUCACCAGGAGUGUUCUCUUUGUUGGUGUUCUUAAAGCAACGGACACUGAGUGAAGAGCCGAUAUGUACGCUGAACAAUCAUCUUCCUUCUCGGAACCUGUACCUGUGAGUAUGUAUAUUGCGUCAAGUGGUGAAAUAACUGCCUCCUCAGCUGGUACAUAACUUCCUAUUUGUGUGAGGUAUAUUAUUAAGGCGAUCUACAAGAGAACGAAAUAAUAAACUGUAGCAUGCAGAAAUGUUUCGUAAACAGUUAUCAGAGCCUAAAUUUGUUAAUGUUAAUACAAUCCUAUUCGAUGUGCAGGGCCUAGUUUCAGUAAGUAAGUAAGUCCAAAUAGUCAAAUUAAGUUAAGGACUGAAACACGAAUAUUGGAGUCGGUAAUAUAUAAUAUAUUUGGCGGAACUAAGUUGAGUAAGGGACCGUAAUUGAAAUGCAGUGAGGUCGUGUAAUUCACUCUGGAGCUUGACUGUUUGCCUCUCUUAUCUUAAGCUUGUAUUAAUAGCAACUUUAUGGAUCCCUGUCAAAACUUCUUUUCAUCUCCUGUUUUACAGUCUGACGUGUUCAAAUUUACACACCACAGCAUACUUUAGGUAGCGAAGCAGUUAUCAUC
This is a messenger RNA of Trichobilharzia regenti, 3103 nucleotides long. The record is from the annotation of a GenBank genome assembly. NCBI's taxonomy places the organism in Eukaryota, Metazoa, Platyhelminthes, Trematoda, Strigeidida, Schistosomatidae.